AUGUCCAGGCUCCUCACCUUGAGCAAGGUGCUGCCCGUCCUUGCUGCGGGCGCCCUGGCCGUUGACUAUCCUACCAUCCCCAAGGACCUAACCAAUCCGUACCAGCAGCGUUUGGCCAUCUACGGGCCCAAUGAGGUCUCCGUGGGUUGGAACACUUACGAGAAGCUGAACCAGAGCUGUGUCCACUAUGGCACCUCGAGUGAUAAGCUCGAUUCAGAGGCCUGCUCAACCAAGUCAACCACUUACUCGACUUCCCGGACCUACUCCAAUGUUGUGACCCUGACCGGGCUCAGCCCAGCCACAACCUACUAUUACAAGAUCGAGUCGGGCAACUCCAGCGUGGAGCAGUUUCUGAGCCCGCGCACACCCGGUGACACCACACCUUUCAACAUGGACGUUGUAAUUGACCUGGGGGUGUACGGCAAAGAUGGCUACACGCUCUCCUCCCGCAAGGCCAAGAAGUCCGACAUCCCUCACGUCGAACCCGACCUCAACCACACCACCAUCGGCCGCCUGGCGGAUACAAUUAAUGACUACGAGCUGGUCAUCCACCCAGGUGAUUUUGCGUACGCCGACGACUGGUAUCUCGACAUCGACAACUUGCUCUCCGGUAGUGAAGCCUACCAAUCCAUUCUCGAACGUUUCUACGACCAACUGGCCCCUAUCGCCGGAAACAGACUUUACAUGCCGGGCCCAGGAAACCACGAAGCAGACUGCACCGAAAUCCCCUUCACAUCCGGCCUCUGCCCCGAAGGCCAGCGCAAUUUCACCGACUUUCUGCAUCGCUUCGAGGGUACCGUGCCCACGGCCUUUCCCUCGCAAUCCACCAACACCACUGCCCAGGCCCUCGCUGAGACGGCCCGCAGCCUCGCCGUGCCACCCUUCUGGUACUCGUUCGAGUACGGCAUGGUGCAUGUCGCCAUGAUCGAUACCGAGACCGACUUCAAGGAUGCCCCCGAUGGCACGGAUGGCUCUGCUGAUCUGGACACGGGCCCGUUCGGCCGUCUCAACCAGCAGCUGCAGUUCCUCGAGGCCGAUCUGGCCAGCGUGGACCGGACUGUGACGCCCUGGGUGGUAGUAGCCGGCCAUCGCCCCUGGUACACGACUGGCGACGACAACGCCUGCGAUGUCUGCCAGGAGGCUUUUGAGAGCCUGUUCUACAAGUACGGGGUCGACCUGGGUGUCUUUGGCCACGUCCAUAACUCACAGCGGUUCCAGCCGGUGGUUAACGGCACCGCCGACCCCAACGGUCUCAACAACCCCAAGGCUCCGAUGUACAUUAUUGCGGGUGGUGCCGGCAACAUCGAGGGGUUGAGCUCCGUGGGAACGGAGCCUUCGUAUACGGCUUUUGCUUAUGCGGAUGAUUACAGUUAUGCCACCCUGCGGUUUCUGAAUGAGACUUCGCUGCAGGUCGACUUUAUCCGCUCCACCACGGGCGAGACCCUGGACUCGAGUGUGUUGUACAAGGAUCACACUACUCAGUUUGUGGUUCAGUAG
This is a messenger RNA of Aspergillus sclerotioniger CBS 115572, 1497 nucleotides long. RefSeq names its product purple acid phosphatase family protein. Gene Ontology annotation, molecular function: acid phosphatase activity; metal ion binding. Lineage: Eukaryota; Fungi; Ascomycota; Eurotiomycetes; Eurotiales; Aspergillaceae. The record is from RefSeq and is a predicted model, not a curated record. The transcript has 2 exons. Bases 1 to 1497 code for a protein of 498 amino acids.